AUGAACAAGCCCAGAAUUGUUAGGCCAGAGGUGAGUCAGCCAGCAAUUGCACUGUGGUACGACAGAAAGAAAUACGUCACUAUCAACCUCUCAGUUCAAAAACCUAAAGACGUACAAGUAGACAUCCAGCCGGACAAAAUGAUUUUAUGCUGCAAAAACGACACAGACGACGUCUUCUACAAUGAACUGUACUUUUACGACAAAGUCCAAAUUCACGAUUCCAGAGAACGAGUUUACGACCGCACAAUCAACGUCUUACUGAGGAAGGGGACGCCUGACUGUGCGUGGCCUCGUCUUCAGAAGGACCCGGAAAAGCCCAGCUGGAUUUCUGUAGACUUUGAGAACUGGAGGGACUGGGAGCACGAUGAAGAAGAGGGAAAGGAAGAGUACGACAGAUACGUGGAUAUGAUCCAAGAAAUGGCCUCCAGUAACAAAGGAGAAGCACCAGACAUGGGCGAUCUCAGUGAUUCUGACUGAUCCAUCCUACACCUUGUCCUCUGUGUCCGAGGG
This is a messenger RNA of Nematolebias whitei (Rio pearlfish), 510 nucleotides long. It is a transcript of the gene ptges3l, whose product is annotated as prostaglandin E synthase 3 like. The coding region runs from base 1 to 477 and encodes 158 amino acids. Gene Ontology annotation, biological process: chaperone-mediated protein complex assembly; protein folding. Gene Ontology annotation, molecular function: protein-folding chaperone binding; Hsp90 protein binding. The record is from RefSeq and is a predicted model, not a curated record. The transcript has 7 exons. Gene Ontology annotation, cellular component: nucleus; cytosol. Lineage: Eukaryota; Metazoa; Chordata; Actinopteri; Cyprinodontiformes; Rivulidae.